AAAGAGGAGGAGCCAAUGGAGACAGAGAGUGGAGAGGAGGAGGAGGAGGAUGAAGAGGAGAAGGGAACAGGGGAUGCUGAGGAUGGGGGGCAGAGUGACACCCAAGCCUCAGGGGGUGAGGAGGGUUCUAAGGGGGUGACUUGCCCUGCCCCGGUUCCCAUGGAAACGGAACCCAGGAAUGGUGAUGACAUCGCUGGAGGUUCUGAGGGACAGGCGGGGGUGAAGCAGGAGGACAAACAACCAGAACACACAGCCAAUACUGUCUCUCCAGACCAGAUACACACAACCACACAGGUUCGGCCUAUAAGACAGAGGUGGGUGUGUCCUCCUGUCUCCUCACCCCCACCGCCUCACCCAGAGACUCUGGUCUGGCAGAGGAGAGAGGGAUGAACG
Messenger RNA from Salvelinus namaycush (lake trout), 393 nucleotides. Its product is annotated as neurofilament medium polypeptide-like. NCBI's taxonomy places the organism in Eukaryota, Metazoa, Chordata, Actinopteri, Salmoniformes, Salmonidae. Bases 16 to 390 code for a protein of 124 amino acids. The record is from RefSeq and is a predicted model, not a curated record. The transcript has 2 exons.